UGGGGAGGCCUCUUGCGGCAGGUCCCUGCAGAGAUGUGGCUCCUUCUUCUCUGUACCCUGUCCCCACUCCUCCAGACUGCUGUCAGGGCUGACCCUGUACCGAACUAUGUGGUUGUGCUACCAGCCCGGCUGCAGUAUCCCUCCGUGCAGAAAGCCUGCAUGGACUUGAGUAAGGUGAAGAGUUCCAUGCUGCUCACCAUCACUCUGGAGACCAAGGCCAAGACUUACAAGCUGCUGGAUGGGUUUGUCUGGAAGAAGAGACAGCUCAAAUGCUUCAGCUUCCCUGUCCCACCUCCAUCAGGAGGCACUGAGGAAGUUGCCACCAUUCAGCUGUCUGGACGUGGAGGUGGGAGUAAGAUAUCUGAGAAAAAACAAGUCCUGAUCCAGAGGGCUAGCAACAGCACUUUUGUGCAGACUGACAAGCCUGUCUAUAUGUCCAGGCAGUUGGUGAAUUUUCGCAUUGUUACUCUGGACAGCAAUUUCAUUCCACUGAAUGAGGAGUACCCGCUGGUGGAGCUGAAGGAUCCUGAAAGUAACCGGAUUGGCCAAUGGCUUAACGUGAAACCAAAGCAAGGCAUUGUGCAGUUGUCCUUCCAGCUGGCAGCCGAGCCAUCCCUUGGAACAUACACCAUUAAUGUGGACAGCAGAAAGAGUGCCAGUACCUUCAGCGUGCAGGAAUACGUGCUGCCCAAAUUCAAAGUGACUGUGAUUGAGCCCACUCAGAUCUUCACAUCAGAUGCAUUGUUUCCAUUGAAAGUUUGUGGCAAGUACACCUAUGGAAAGCCUGUCCAGGGUACAGUGCAAGUCUCUUUGUGUCAGACAGUGUAUACUUGGUACAGGAGAGAGUCAGAGUCCACAGACAUCUGCCGGAACAUCACAGGCAAGACUGAUAAGACUGGUUGUUUCUCAGCCUCUGUGGACUUGGCAUUCUUCAGGCUUGAGAGUCCUGCAUACAGCCAGAAUAUAAAUGUGGUAGCCACUUUGGUGGAAGCUGGAACAGGUGUGAAGGCAAACGCUACUCAUGUUGUAUUUAUAUCACAGCAAGCUGGGUCAAUGAGCUUUGAGGAUUCAGACAAUUACUACCACCCUGGGUACCCCUACAGCGGGAAGAUCAAAGCUCUGGACCGAGAUGGCUCCAUAUUCAAGAAGCAGACUGUUUUCUUGGUUAUUAAUGUUGGGAACACCCAGUCCCACCGAAAACUCACCACUGAUAGCACUGGAAUGGCUGCUUUCACUCUGAACACCGCUACCUGGAAUACAAGUGAGGUGUCUCUGCAGGGAAGGUUCAAGCUUCUCAAUCCAGAGUAUGAGCAUACAAGGACCAAUCUGUACUAUCUGAAUGCUUAUCUCUACCUGAAGCCAUAUUACACCACCACCAAGAGCUACCUCAAAAUUCAGCAGCUGCGGGGCGUGCUGCCCUGUGGCCAGGAGCAGAUGGUUCAGGUGGAUUACCAAAUUAACCAAAUGGAUCUGAGAGGCCAAUCCAGUGAAAUCCUCUUCUCCUACUAUGUGAUGGGGAAGCAGCGGCUCCUUCUGAAUGGUCAGAAACGUGUUGCCAUCAAGAAGAAUGGUGGGCAGAGGGGCGCUUUCUCCAUUCCUGUCACCUUUACCUCCAGCUUUGCUCCCCACCCCUCCUUGGUGGUGUAUGCCAUGUUCCCUGAUGGGGGAGUUGUUGCCGACAAAGUCCAGUUCACGGUGUCCAUGUGCUUCAAGAACCAGGUCAACCUAGAGUUCUCGCAGCAGCAGGACCUACCGGGGGCAAGUGUGAAUCUUCAGCUGAGCGCAGCUCCCAACUCGCUGUGUGCCAUCCGAGCUGUGGACCAGAGCAUCCUGCUUCUGAGGCCAGAGAGGGAGCUCUCCAAUGGCAGUGUGUAUGGGAUGUUCGAUUUCUCAAAUGGAGGUUACCCCUAUCAAGUUGAUGAGUACGAUAGCUGCUAUUUACCAAGACCAUUUCCAAUGCCUGACGUCAACCCUGUGCCAAUGGACAACAGAGGACGUUCCUUCAUGCCAUAUCCUUGGUUUAGCCAAGGAGUUGACUUCUUUAGCUUCCUAAAGGAAAUGGGCCUGAAAAUUCUAUCAAAUAGCAAAAUAAAGAGACCCCUGGAUUGUCGUUCCUAUCCCAGCUGGGAAAAUAUGAGGCCACACAUGCUACCUGUCCCUGCAGUGGAUUCUCAGACUCUGUCAGUAGGGAAAUCGAGUGAGUCCCAAGUCCGUGACUUUUUCCCUGAGACUUGGAUCUGGGAGCUGUAUCCCAUGAACUCUUCUGGUAACAAGCAGGUCCCCGUCACCCUUCCUGACACCAUUACAGAAUGGAAAGCCAGCAUGUUCUGUACCUCGGAGAGCAGUGGCUUUGGGAUCUCACCUACGGUGGGGCUGGUGGCCUUCAAACCUUUCUUCGUGGAUCUGACCUUACCCUACUCGGUGAUCCGCGGGGAAACAUUUACAUUGACUGCCACUGUCUUCAACUACCUGAAACAGUGCAUAAAGAUCCAGAUUACACUGGCCAAGUCAGAGGAGUACCAGGUGAAGCCAUGUAAGGGCUGUGAAUACACCAGCUGUCUGUGUGGUGAUGAAGCUAAGACCUAUUACUGGAACGUGACCACUUCCAGACUGGGUAAAGUAAACAUCACUGUUACUACAGUGGCACUGCACAGCAAAGAGCUCUGUGGUGGUAAGAAAGUGAUGGUGCCAAGUAAGGGCCAUAGCGACACCUUAAUCAAGCCUCUCCUCGUCCAGCCGGAGGGCAUCCUGAUGGAGAAAUCUCACAGUUCUCUGCUCUGCCCAGAAGGGAAUUCUGCCUCAGACUCCGUGUCCCUGCAGCUCCCUGAGAAAGUGGUGCUGGAUUCAGCCAGGGCCCAUAUGUCUGUGCUAGGUGACAUCAUGGGGACGGCGCUGCAGAACCUGGACCAGCUGGUGCAGAUGCCCAGCGGCUGCGGGGAGCAGAACAUGGUGCUGUUUGACCCCAUCAUCUACGUGCUGCAGUAUCUGGAACAGACAGGGCAGCUGAGCAAGGAGUUGAAGGCAAGAGCUGUGGGUUUCCUGCAAACAGGGUAUCAGACACAACUUCAAUACAAACACAAAGAUGGCUCCUACAGUGCCUUUGGAGAGAGUGAUGGAGAAGGCAACACAUGGCUGACAGCGUUUGUAGCCAAGUGCAUCAUUCAAGCCCAGCAGCACGUCUUCAUAGAUAACAAGACCAUUGCAGACGCCUUGCAGUGGAUAGCAGGGAACAAGCAGGCCAACGGCUGCUAUGCCAACGUGGGGAAACUCUUCCAUACAGCAAUGAAGGGUGGGAUAAAUGACGACAUCUCUCUAGCUGCUUACAUCACUGCCGCGCUGCUGGAGGCAGGGAAGCCACUCAAUGACCCCAUGGUGAAGAACGGUUUGGAGUGCCUCAGAAAUGCUUCCUCCAGUGCUACUGAUGUGUACACCCAGGCGCUGCUGGCAUAUGUCUACUCGCUGGCGGGAGACUCUGUGACAAGGCAGUUACUGCUCACCAAGUUGGACCAGCAGGCCAUCAAGUCAGGAGGACAGAUUCACUGGAGCAGGAAACCAGCCCAACCUCCCACUGACUACAGCUGGUCCCAGCCCACGUCUGUGGAUGUCGAGUUGACAGCCUAUGUAUUGCUGGCUCUGCUCACUAAAGAAAAAGUGACCAAGGAAGAGAGAGCUUCUGCCACUGGCAUUGUGGCAUGGCUGGCCAGGCAACAGAAUGCCUAUGGGGGUUUUGCUUCCACCCAGGACACUGUAGUUGCCCUCCAAGCUCUUGCUAGAUAUGGAGCAGUGACAUUCGUCAAAUCUGGAAACGUCUCUGUGACCGUGAAAUCAGACAAGAACUUCCAGCAGUCCUUCCACGUGGCGCCCGCCAACCGACUGGUGCUGCAGAAGCAGCCUCUCCCUGACAUUCCUGGAAACUACACCAUCCAGGCAGCUGGCACAGGCUGUGUGUAUGUGCAGACAGUUCUGAGGUAUAACGUGCCUCCUCCAAAGAAUGCAGAGACCUUCACCUUGAGCGUGAAAACAGGAGAAAGCAAGUGUGAGAUGCAAACACGCCCCCGCUUCCUGUCUCUCCUCAUCAGUGUCAGUUAUAUUGGGAGCCGUGGCACCUCCAACAUGGUCAUUAUCAAAGUGAAGAUGCUGUCUGGAUUCUACCCAGUCCGGGGCACGGACUACUUUCUCCAGCAGCAGCCAUUUGUGAGGAGAGUGGAGAUUGGCGGGGAAGAUCUCACCAUCUACUUGGACCAGCUGAAUAAGGAGACUCAGACGUACUCCUUCACCAUGAGCCAAGACAUUCUAGUGAAGGAUCUGAAGCCAGCAGUGGUUAAAGUUUAUGAUUACUACCAGCCAGAUGAGCAGGCAACAGUGGAAUACACAGACCCCUGCCAGUGAGGUGACCGACACAUUGUCCCUGGCAUGGUUCACAGGAAUUCCUGGUUUGUCUGCAGCACUUAGCUUCUGCGCUAAGGGAGAAGACUCUCUCUAUCAACUCUGCUCACAUGCUGCUCCAGAAUGCAUCAAUUCUCAACUGCUCCUCUAGCCAGUAAGGGGGUGAGGAAGGAAGAAAUUAUAGGGUGAACACAGGCAACCUCCAUUCCUCACUGUAUGAAAAGUAGCACAAGGGCUGACAGCCAAGCAGAAGGCAAUCUCAAGGGAAUUCAGAAGGGAGCCUGGGGUGGUAUCAAGUCAGGUAUCCUCAUUAUCAUUCUCCUAGAGAGGGCUGAGAGGCUACACAGAUGCAAAGCAAGGGAGAAUUCAGGGCAGUGAAUAUUUGAGUAUUGGGUUGAUGGAGCUAGUUGUGGGGCUAGGAAAUACCACAGAGAAUUAUGCUGAACUGGGUGCAGGGUUAGUUUGCUAGAAGAGGUCAAUCUCUCAACAUGGGGCAAUGUUCAUAUGAUAUAUUUCCAUACUGAGCUAACAAUAAAUUGCCAUUUUGGGUGUUUUUUGGCA
Messenger RNA from Pelodiscus sinensis (Chinese soft-shelled turtle), 4947 nucleotides. RefSeq names its product alpha-2-macroglobulin like 1 (gene A2ML1). Gene Ontology annotation, cellular component: extracellular region. NCBI's taxonomy places the organism in Eukaryota, Metazoa, Chordata, Testudines, Trionychidae. Gene Ontology annotation, molecular function: endopeptidase inhibitor activity. The record is from RefSeq and is a predicted model, not a curated record.